ACCUAGCAAUCUACUUAACUAAUAAAAGGAUGGAGAGGAAGAGAAGAAAGGGAAUAAGAAUCGUCCAAGGUGCUGAUUCAGCCUUAGGGGAAGUGUUGAGUAGUAUGGUCACUCAACUAAAGGAGUUGAAGGACAAAGUGAAGUCAAGAAAAGUGAUGGCAGUUGAACAGGUAACGAAUAAGAGAAGACAUGAGGAGGAGAGUAAUGCAAGUAAGGGGGAAGCGAAAACUGAAACGGUAACGCAAGGCAAGAAGACCCAAAAGCAGAACCAGAACCAGACACCAAAGAAACAGGGGACAGGAAAGGGACAAAGUUCACAACAGACUGGGGGAACAAAUGUCGCAGGAACAUCAGCCCCGGUUCCUCCAUUUGGACCAUGGCCAGUGGUGACUCCUAUGGGGGCAUGGCCGGGAUAUUACCCCGGGAAUCAAUGGUCGGGUUUUGGACAAAUUGGGAUGAAUCCAAACUUACCCCAGGUUCAAGGAGCUGGGGUGGGACCAUCCCAGGGGCAAGGAGCAAACGGAGGAUCGCCACAACAGGUUCUGCCGCCACAAAGUAACCAAGGUCAAUUUCAAGGACAGGGACACCGUCAACGACACGGUAAAGGGAGAAAUGGAGGAAGAGAAAAUGACAAUGGAGGAAGAGGAUUUGGAGGAAGAGGAAACGUUGGACAAGGUGGGAAUUGGGAAAAUCAAGGAGGAAAUCAGGCUGGGAAUUUCAAUCAGUCAAACUUUAAUCAAAUUGGACAAGGUUACAACCAAGGUUAUGGUCAAGGUUACGGUCAAGGCUAUAACCAGAAUUACGGUAGAGGGUUUGGAAGGAGUGACGGACAAUGGAAUGGUCAAGGGGUCGGAAGAGGAUGGAUAGACUACAGCGAGUGCGUAUGUACGCACUGUACGAUAAAAGGACAUACAAUAAGGAGAUGUCAUGUUAGGAGGAUGGAUGAGCAAGAUGGCUUGAUCACAUCAAGUAUCGACGGUGAUGUGGUCGAUAAGAGAGGAGAUAAGAUCGAUCCAAACAUCCCUGGGGGCAUGAGAAAAGAAGCCAUUAGAGUCGCAGGGCUUGGACCCAGCGCCCCUGCCAUGUUUCGUAUAUGGCAGGAGAAGGAAGACCCUUUUAUCUGGGUGGAGGAAGUUGAUGAACUAAGUGACCAGUUGAAGAAAGGAGCGAGGAUUAGCCACGAAGAAGAGAAUACGCCACUAGUCAAAAUUGAGCCAGACGAAGAUAUUGUAGUUAGAGAGUCAGCAAGGGAAACCCUGGGAAGAAUGGAAGACAUGAUAGAUAAGAUGGGAAGGUUAAAUGUGAAAAUGUAUGACAUCUGCGAAGAGGUAAGGAACUUGGAAAUGAGGGUGCCGCACGUAUUCACAAUGGGUCGAGAAGGAGAAAAUGAUGAGCCUAGAGCUCUUAACCCCAGAGCAUUAAAAGCUAUUCUGGCGGCUGGUUCGGAAGCUACUUACCAAGCACUGAGGAACUUUAUUCCUCAUACUGCACGAAGACCUAAAGGAGGAAGCGCGCCCAAGGAACCAACGCAGGCUCCUGUACCACCUCAAGGGGUAGCCUCUAUUGAAAUAGAGGAAGAAGAAGAGGAGGAACAUGAUGAGUUGCCUAAGGAGGACGAGAACAAACAAGCUGAGCUGAAGGUUAAAAGGCGGAAGAUUGAUGGUAAGGAAGGAAAGGAAAAAGUUGGGGAGAAGUCGAAGAAGAAAUGGAAGUACCAGACGUCGAUUGAAGAAGGCGUUGAUCUGGAGAAUCUGGUAAAUAAGCUUCUUGAGGGACAUAAUGAGUUGUUAAAUUUAAAAGAGAUUUUGGCAACUGCACCUAAGCUCAGGGAACUGGUAAAAGCUAAACUGGCAAGAAAGAGAGUAGCGACGGUAAGGAUGGGCGACCUGAUCCCCAAGGAAGUCAACUGGACUGUGGCAGGGAGGAACAAGAACAGGGCUGAUGGAUUAAGCAGGAUAGAGUGGAAAAAGUCUGGGGAUGCAAAGGAAGAGACUCCACCAGUGGAUGGAUUCCUUGAUGGAGAUGAUAUGCAGCUCCAUUUGAAUUCAUGGAGACUAAGUGUUAAUGAUAGGAAUGCAAGGAGAGGAAAGUCCAUGUGGUACGCCCUAACAACUUUUGUAAAGAUCGAUGGGUUGGUGUUGAAACCUUUCAUUGAAGAAGACGCAUGGGGAGAAAGGAAUGGAGAAUGGAUGAAAGAGUUGGCUCUGGCUGAAACCUACAGGCUGACUGACGAUCCAGUAACAAUUGAGGCAGGAACGAAGCAGGUAGAUCAGCACCUGCUGACAAUGGGGAGAAUACACUACCUCGUCAACUCACUAUUACAAGUACAGGCUGACAAUAAGGAAGAGGUAGUAAAGGCAGACGAGAUAGUGUUAUGGGAUGAUUUCGAAUUUGAUGAAGAGAUGAAAGGAGAAGAGUUUGAACAAGGAGAAAUCUCGAAGAAUUUCCGGGAAGAAGAAUAUGAUGGGUUCCACUUGCUCUCAGGGGAUAAACGUGAAAGAGAUGUUGAUAAGAAAAAUUUCCGUAUGAGAGAUCAUUACUUAGUGAGGGGAGGCCAUCUCUUCAUCAAGGACAAAAGGGGACCUCCUAAGAGUCCUAGGAGGGUCAUUUGUGGCAGGAAUCGGCAGAUCGAUGUGAUAGCAGCGCUUCAUGAUGGACCCGUAGGAGGUCACAGAAGUUUCGCCACUACCAUCAAGAAGGUGACCGAACUGUACUUUUGGGAAGGCAUGUAUGGAAUGAUCCGAAAGUACUGUGAAUCGUGCGUUCCCUGCCAAAUCAGAUCUCCAAUCAGGUGMAAGGAACCCCUACAUCCGAGAUAUAUCAAGGAUGUGGGGUCAGUGAUCCAUCUGGAUCUCCUUACAAUGUCAUUGGGACUUGGAGGCUAUAACUAUAUCUUUGAUGCGCGAGAUAACCUUACAGGAUUUGUUGAUGGAAAGGUCAUCCGAACCACGACAGGAGCAGUCUUGACAGAUUGCAUCAAAGAAUAUUACCUCCGGUAUCCUUUCGUUGUGGAGUUUACAAUGGAUAGGGGGUCUGAGAUUACGUGUGGGGAAGUGAAGGAGCUGCUGGACGACCUAGGAGUUAUUGCCAAGUACACGACCAGACCACAUCCGCAAGCGAAUGCACCGGUUGAAAGAGGGCAUAGUACGAUCACCAAUUUACUGGCGAAGUGGACAGCAGGGAAGCCAAACCUGUGGCCCAAGUUCCUAAGAACGGUGUUUUUUGUCGAGAACAUUACAGUCAAGGGAACCAUAGGUUAUGCCCCUUCAACCCUGUGGUAUGGAAGGCAUGCCACAUUUCCUAUAGAGAGUUUCUUAAAGACGUGGCGAAGGCAGGAUCUCGAGAAUGAUAUGCCUCUGGAGGAAUUGCUUGACAUCAGGGUCAGGCAGCUGGUAACGAAGGACUCGAAACAAAUGCUUGUCUACAAGGAAGGGGACAAUCUGAGGAUCUUCCUGAGGGAAUUCGAGGAGAAUGCCUUCAUAAGAGAAUGGAGUACUCGGACCAUGCUCGAACAGGUGGCAGGAUUGGGGGAGUGCAAUGAAGUGAUAGAUGAGAUUGCCUUGGAAUGUCUGGGAUGGUUGGAUUUCAAGGCUGGUAUGUGCGCGAAAUAUGGGGACUUGGCAAGGGAUGAGAUCGAAGAUGAUAUCAUUUUCGAUGACACAAACUUGGAAGAUUUUGAGGACAGCAUCCGCCUAUGCUCAGAAAAAAGAAGGUGGGGUGAACGAAAGAUGAUGGAGCAGGUGUUGAGGAGGAUAGCACCAAGGGAAUAUGAGGCGGUAAAGAGGAUCAAAGAGGAGUCAGACACCAGAGACAGCUUCCUUGUCAAGAUGAGAAAGGCCUAUCCCUUGGAGGUGCAGAGACAGAAGAAGAAACAGUUACUUCAGGAGCAGGGAUUGUAUAUUGGCAAGAGGGGAGAGAGGAUAGAAAGGAGAGCUCAGAAGGAAGAUAGGGAAAAUAUCACGACCUCUCAGCAGGGGAAUGAUGAGGACAGAGCUCAAGGUGAAGAUGAGUCAAUAAAAGAAGACAAGACACAAAUGGAGGGACAUGAUGGUAAGGAAAUGGAAGGCAAUGACAAGGCAGGAGAGGUGAAAAAGAGAGACGAGAAGGUGAAGGGAAAGGAGAAGGACAAUGAGGAGAAUGAAAUGGCAGGACCUUCUCGAACUGCAGAAGAACCUACUUCCAAUGAGCCUCCAAAGGAACGAGGCACAAGGAGAUGGACAGAGGAAAAGAGGCAGAGAAAAGAAAAAGAAAACAGGGAAUGGAGGAAUUUGGUUGUGACCUCGUUAAGAAAAAAUGAGUUGCCUUCAGACGCACACUGGAGCUUGAAGUUGGAAAGAAAGAUAAUCUCUGAAACCGUAAUCAGCUCCAAGCUAGCAACUGAURUGGACAGAUUGAUCCGGUUGAAUCAGCUACUCAGGGACGAUUGUGAAUGGAUCCUUGAGGGGGAAGCAGAAGUAGACAGCAGGUUGAGAAAAGUGGUGGAAGAAAAGAGAAAGGAAUUAGAAGUUCCCAUUCAGGAGCUUCAGGAUAGGAUGAAGGAAAAAACAGAAUUAUCCACUCAGGGAGUAGCAAGCCAUGUCUCUGAAAUCCUGAAGGAAAUUCAAAGGUUGAGGGCAAAAGAAGAAAAAAGGGACCUGCAGUGGGCAAAGGUGAAAAAAAAGAUGGAAAGUUUGAAGACAGAAAUGGAAAAGGCAAGGAUUGAACGAGGAAAGCUGGAAUUGAAGGUGGAGGCACUGAGCAUUGCUCUUGAAAAUAAGAGUAAAGAGACAGAGACAGAAAGGAUGGAGAAAGAAAAGUUGGAAAAAGAAAUUGAAAAAUUGGAGACAAAGGUCAAUGAACAAGGAAAGGCAAUUGAAGAAAGCAAAAAGAAGCUGGAAAAUAAGAAGGGGGAGAAGGUGGAAGAAGCCUUGGAAAAGCCAACAGAGGAUAUUCAGACGAAGGUUGGAGUGAAGGAUAUUCAGAAAAAUGAGGACAUGAGGAAAAACCUGAGAAUAGAGAAAGUAGAGAAGAGACUUGAGAUUAACAGACAGGACAAGGGAUUAGAGGUAAGAGUUGUCACCUUGUCUGAAAAGGAUGUUGGGGAAACAUCCCUAACUGAUUGCAGAGUGGGACAGGAUAGGAAGAGAUCCUACCUUGAGACAUUGAUUGGGGCAGCAUCACCGGGUAUCCCAUCAUCUGCAAAGAGGACAAAGGAAUAGGAGAAAAAAUUAUGUUGGUAUUGCAUGAAGGGAAUC
Messenger RNA from Chara braunii, 5234 nucleotides. NCBI's taxonomy places the organism in Eukaryota, Viridiplantae, Streptophyta, Charophyceae, Charales, Characeae. The record is from the annotation of a GenBank genome assembly.